Messenger RNA from Panicum virgatum (switchgrass), 2161 nucleotides. RefSeq lists its product as uncharacterized. The transcript has a single exon. Lineage: Eukaryota; Viridiplantae; Streptophyta; Magnoliopsida; Poales; Poaceae. The record is from RefSeq and is a predicted model, not a curated record. The coding region runs from base 1546 to 2001 and encodes 151 amino acids.
GACUGACAUAGUACACAUAUUUCCUUUUCGAAAAAAACAAAUAUUUGAACAAACAUGCAUGAUAAGAGUAUGACAAUAAUACAAUUCAAAUCGGUUUACUCCUUGAGGAGAGAAUUCCUUCAAUCAUGGUCAGUCAGAGUCCUCAUUCCCUUCUCUCGGCAUUCUAUGCUGCAGAAAGCACUCUCACCCCUGCAGCAUCAAGAAGUUAAACUGGGCGGUGGGGAAAAGUCUCGAAGCUAAGGAGAAAUAGACUUAAGUUUAAUAGCAGCCUUUCCAAGAAUGGUGUAAGAAUUCAUCAAUUUGUUAAACAACAAUAAUUCCUUCUUAUACAGAAACACAAGUUUUCUUAUGAGAAACAACUCUAUCAAACCUCCUUGCAUAAAUGGAACAUUGGAAAAGAACUAAAAGGUACCAACAGCAUAUCAAAGCCUAACUUGAUUGAAACCUAGCAUAACAUUUAGCAAUGAGAAACAAAAGGCUGCAUAACUCAACAGAUCUAUAGCUACCAAGCAAAGACAAGAAACGUACUUGUAAAUGUAGAUAUCGGCCUCUGGGACAAGUGCACGGUUACAUGAACCACAAUACUGCAGAAAAUGGAGCGGUUGCAUCUGCAUGAUUGGAGAUGGCUGUGAAUGAACACAUAUGCCAGUCUUAGUGUAGGUGACUGAUCUGGGUUGUUCAAGCAUAAGCACCCUAAUGCCAAGCUAUAGUGCACCUAUGCAGUAGCAGUUAUCACUGCAGAGGAUAUAGUUCCAUUCCCUAGAUAUGCAUUAUUAUGCAGGGGCUAACAAAACGGAGCUGAUAAUUUUGUUUCUUGAAGGGAACUUCAUGACUGGAUGGACUUGUUCGCUGUGCUGGUGUUGGAGGCUGCUGCUGGAGUGGUGUGAGAGAAAAACACUGCUGGCUGGUGGCUGGAGGCUGCUGCUGGAGUGGUGUGAGAGGAAAAUACUGUUGGCUGAUGCUGGAGCAGAAUAGCAGAACAGGGUCGAUAUAAUUGACCAUUUCUUCCAACUUUUGUUGGUUGAUAAUUGUUAUCACUCUAAUAAUUGGGAAGUGACAAGUUCUUUUCAAUAGAUAAGAGAAAGAUAGAAUCUCACUAUCAACACAUAACAAUCAGCAUUGAUAGGUCUUUUAGAUGUCAUUCUAAUCCACCGUUUUGAUUCUUUCCUUUCUUAUGUCACAAAACGACAAGGCACCGAGACGUCCAAACUUCACCAAUCAAAAAAAAAAUCCUACAUAAAUACGUUAUCCUCCUACGUAGGAGUAUUUGGCAUUAGCAUAUGUUGUUAAUGGCUAGGAAAUCUAGAGUUUGUUGGUUGCAGAAUGCAGAUGAUUCAAUUGCUUAUGCCAUGGUUGAUAGUCUGAAUUUGAAUUCACCAGGUAAGUAAACAUCUAUGCAAAACUCGAACAACUCGAACGCAUUGGAUUGAAAACGAACGGGCGAGAUGAGACUCACCAGGAGACGACCCUUUUGCUCCCAUCUCCACUGGGGAUGUAGUUACAACAAUCUUUAUCCCCACCGCCCAACCGACCGAGCCGGAUCCGAUGGCGAGCGGCGGCGCGUACCCCGUGCAGCUCCUCCACCGCGCAAGCGGCGGCGAAUGGCGCAACCUCGGCGCCGCCUACGCCGCGGUGACGUUCCUCCGGCCGCAGGGUCAGUCCCUGGUCCUGUACGCCGGUCCCGCCGACGCCGGCGGGCCUCAUCAGCGCAUCGUGUUCGCGUACCCGAUCCUCCCCGGCGACGCCUUCGAGCGGCUGGACGGCGCGACGCUAUCCUGGGCGGAGCCCGAAUCCGGGGACGAGUUCGCGCUCUGCUUCCUCGACGACGCCGCGUGCGCCGCCGUCUGCGGCGCCAUCGCCCCGGCGGUGAGGAGCCCCGCGGUGGACGAUAUCGCGGAGACGCUGGCGGGGCUGCGCGUCGCGAGGGAGGAAGGCGCGCCGGCGCCCAGCGGAGGCGACAUCGCCGCGCGGCUCGCGGCGCUCAGCAUCGGCCGCCCAUGACCCGGCCGGGAUCGAGAUUUUUGUGUUGCCAUCUUGAAAUUAAUCAGCUAGGUUUCAGUUAGUUCUUCGUCAUCUUCAGACUCCAGUCUUUUUCUUAAGCUGAUUCCUUUGGUUAAGCUGUACAUAUAUGACUUCUACAAUGGCAAUAACCUAUUAGCAA